AUGCUACCCAUAAGCCCUGAUGGCGACUGCGAUGAGUGCACCCCGGACUAUGUGCGCUCCCCUCGUCUCACCACCAAGGCGGCAUUCUCAACGAUUCCCUUCAUCGCCACGUUUGCAGUCCUGACCUUUGUCGCCUACCGCAAGGUCUACCCUCUAUUGUCGCAAUCCCCCUCCAAAAUAUCCGAAAGCGCUGCGAAAGGUCUUCCUCGACCUGCCACGGCCGCAACGCCUGAGCCCGCCGCUCAACAGCUCGCCCGCCGCGUGGCAGCAAUCACCUUCGCUUCCACAAUAGCCCUAUCUGCCGUCUUGACCGAGUUACUUCUUUGCGAAAUAUCCAACUCAUUCAACCCUACGGCUCGAAGUGUCGCCCUGCAGAUCACGGUUGUGAGCUUGCUGGGUCUUCUGGUAGUCGCCAUUCCGCUGCUGGGAAUAUCCUCGGUGGUAGCAAGGUCCGGGUACAAGUUUCGCGGCGAGAAAAAGAGUCGGGCUCAUCUGGCAUGGGUGCUGGAAUUCACCGGGUAUGGCGCUUUUCUGUUCGGAUUCUGGGCGAUUGGAGCGCUUCUGCCCGAAACACCUAGCUUUACCGACAGCGUGACAAAGCCGGACGGUCUCUUUCAAGCGUGCUUGGACAGACUGGGUAUUACUGGUGUGUCCUUGAUGGCUCUUCUGUCGGGGUUUGCCUCGGUGAGCGCCAUUUGGCAGAGCUUUGGACCCAAGGUUAGAGUCGUCGCCGACACGGACAUCACCCGCAAACAGGCUGGAUUAGACGCCACCAUGGAUAUGAUUGCGGAGAAGAAAGAGAGGCUGAGGUUGAUGGAGAGCAUGGCCCCUGAAAGCCCGAUCCAGAGCUUCUGGAGCCGUACAGUGGGCGCCGUGCGGAAGAACACUUACGAUCAACAAAAGGAUCUGCUCGAGAUGGAGGCCUCGGGGCUCGAGACCAUGGCCUCUUCGUUGGAGACAUCGCUCUCGAUUCUCAGGCAACGGCGGGCAAAUCAACUCCAGGCAACAACCGCCGCGGGGCGACUUUCAUUGGCGUUCUCCUACAUAUUUGCUUGUUAUUGCGUGUACCGAAUAUGUACCACCACUGUCAACAUCGGUCGGCGCAUCCUCUCAUCCGGGCCUGCCAAUCCUUCAGACACUGACCCCGUCACCUAUACGAUUGCUCUAUUUGCUCGACACGUCUAUCCCUCCCUGGACCAGGCCUCAUGGGCUCAACAGAUCUCGUUCCUCCUUUCGGGGGCAAUGUUGCUUGCUUCAUUCACAGCGGUCACACAAACCUUCCACCUUUUUGCUCGAUUCAUGCCGACGGUCCUACAUGCGACCAAGACCAAUUUCGCACUCCUGAUCAGCCAGAUCAGCGGAAUGUAUGUCAUCAGCUCUGCGUUGAUGCUGAGGGGUAUGAUGCCGAAAGAAGUCGGUAGCGUCAUCAACACCGCAUUGGGGGCGGGGCUGCUGGAGCCGGCCUGGGUGCAGCGAUGGUUCGAUGGCUUUUUCAUGCUGGCCGUGGUCGCAACUGGGGUCGGAAUAUUCUUGGGUAGGCAAAUAUCGGGAGCAUCGACGUGGGAAGAUGACACCGGAUGGGACCUGGCAAUGGAGCUGGGCAAAGAGUCGUGA
This is a messenger RNA of Fonsecaea multimorphosa CBS 102226, 1614 nucleotides long. RefSeq lists its product as uncharacterized. NCBI's taxonomy places the organism in Eukaryota, Fungi, Ascomycota, Eurotiomycetes, Chaetothyriales, Herpotrichiellaceae. Gene Ontology annotation, cellular component: membrane. The transcript has a single exon. The record is from RefSeq and is a predicted model, not a curated record. The coding region runs from base 1 to 1614 and encodes 537 amino acids.